This is a messenger RNA of Lathyrus sativus (Indian pea), 1809 nucleotides long. Lineage: Eukaryota; Viridiplantae; Streptophyta; Magnoliopsida; Fabales; Fabaceae. The record is from the annotation of a GenBank genome assembly.
AUGGGUUGCAUUAGUUCCAAACACGUCGUCGCCGGAGUUCGUUCUCCGGCACCAACCAUCGGACCAGAUACCCCCGAGGUUGUUCCUUCAUCAAAGGUUCAUUCUAGUUUGUUACCUUUGGAUUCAAAAUCAUCAUUAGAGGAAAAUAAGAAUAGCAAGUUUAAUAAAAAUGCCUCCAAGAAAAGUAGUGGUGCAUUCAGCUUUAGAAUUGGGUUUGUUCAAAGGCAAGUUGAAGCUGAACAAAAUGCUGCUGGUUGGCCUCCAUGGCUUACGGCUUCUGCGGCCGAAGCUGUUCAAGGUUGGAUCCCUCUCAAAGCCGAAUCUUUUCAAAAGUUGGAUAAGAUUGGACAAGGUACAUAUAGCAGCGUUUUUCGAGCACGCGAAGUUGAAACAGGAAGAAUGUUUGCUCUAAAAAAAGUGAGGUUUGAUAAUUACCAAGCCGAGAGCAUAAGAUUCAUGGCAAGAGAAAUCACACUUCUAAGGAGGCUUGACCAUCCAAACAUAAUGAAAUUGGAAGGAAUAAUCACUUCUAGAAUGUCAAAUAGCAUAUACCUUGUGUUCGAAUACAUGGAACAUGAUCUUGCUGGCCUAGUUUCUCGUCCCGAUAUUGUUUUCACAGACUCACAGAUAAAAUGUUACAUGAGACAACUAUUAAGCGGACUUGAACAUUGUCAUGUUCGAGGUAUCAUGCAUAGAGACAUCAAAGUAUCGAACAUCUUGUUGAACAAUGAAGGUAUUCUUAAGAUAGGUGAUUUUGGAUUGGCAAACACAAUUAGUCCCAACAAUAAGCAUCAAUUAACGAGCCGCGUAGUAACGUUAUGGUAUCGUCCUCCUGAGCUCUUGAUGGGAGCAACUAACUACGGAGUUUCGGUUGAUUUGUGGAGUGUUGGAUGUGUUUUUGCAGAACUUUUUCUUGGCAAGCCUAUUCUUAAAGGGAGAACCGAGGUUGAACAAUUACACAAAGUUUUUAAGCUGUGUGGUUCUCCACCUGAAGAGUUUUGGAAAAAGACCAAACUUCCUCAUGCAACAAUGUUCAAACCUCAGGCUAACUACGAAAGCUCGCUUCGAGAAAAGUGUGCAGAUUUUCCUGAAUCGGCUGUAGGGUUACUCGAAACCUUACUAUCCAUCGAUCCUAACAACCGCGGAACCGCCUCCUCCGCUCUAAUAUCUGAGUAUUUCAACACUAAGCCAUAUGCUUGUAAUCCAUCAAACUUGCCAAAGUAUACACCAAGCAAGGAAAUGGAUGCUAAAGGCUAUGAAGAAACAUCAAGGAAAAAGACCGGGGAAAAAAUGCGAGAGGCUGCAACAUCUAAAAGGCAACAAAGACGCCACCAUAAGGAACAAAACAAUUUUGGUAAAUCAACUUCAAAAGAGAAUAUUUCUCAAAAUACUAGAAAAGAUGAUGGUAAAGCAAGUUUUUCAAAGGGAAAAGCAGGAUCUAUGAUAAAAGAUCACACUAAGACUUCAAUGGAUGCAAUGUUAGAGACUUCUCAAAAGCACAAUGUUGCCGACGGCAAUGGCUAUAGUGUUCCGGUCCACAUCAAAGGAGGAUCUAAUGAAUAUUCAUGGACAAAAAGAAGAAAACAAGAGGCAUCAUCCAUAUUAUCUGAUGGAUCAAGAAGUAAAAUUAGUGCAUUGGAUCCUAACUUUGCAAAAGAAACAUAUGAUUUAACUAAACAAAGGGUUUCCAUGGAUUUUGAUCCUAAGGAACUAUUGAAUGCACAGGGAAAGAAGGAUGAUCAAGGUGCAUAUUGGAAUGAAGGUGUGCGACGUGCGGCUCGUAAAUCAAGGUUUGGAAGAGAUAUAUGA